AUGAAGCGAAAACAAUAACACGCGCCAUGUCUAUUACGUUCACAACGGGUUAGCUUUUCGCUAGCUCCCGGCUAGCUUGUUACAUAAGCUAAAUUAGCGUGGCAAAGUUAAGCAGCAGGAGAUGAUGGGACCGCCGCUGAAUGGCAAUAACAAUUAUUCCACGUUUCAUUGUAUUUUCUCAAAACCGAAUGUGCGUGAAUUGAUAGUUGUUUAAAAUCCAGUUGUAAGUCUGGGGAUCACAUGUAGCUGGAACCACCGGCCACAGCGGUCCCCAAAAACAACCUUUCCAUGGCUAACCUAGAUGUAAAAGUCUAAAUACUGACGUCUGUUUUAUUUCCGAGCCAUUUUCCUUGGCAUUAACGGAAUUGUCAGACUGUCUAGAUAUAAGGACACAGAGAAAUGUCAACUUUUUUCCUUUAACUUUAUUGCUGAAAUCAAGAGCAGUGUAUAAAAAAGGGAACAGUGCCAUCAAGUGAUGGUACAAAAAGCAGCAAUGAAUACAGGAUCAAGACUCAAAACUAGGAGAAAUAAAUAGAUAAACACAUGAAAAAAGAAAGAAAAACUCUGGACUCCGUGCAGAUGCCCAGACAUUGCUCAGCAGGCGGCUGCAAAUCUCGGGACAACCGUGAGACUCGUAAUGCUGGUAUCACCUUUCACAAAUUACCAAAAGGAACAACUCGGAGGAACCUUUGGAUCAGCAACUCCCACCGUGCAGACUCCUGGGAUCCUCAGACUGACUUUGUCUACUUUUGCUCCAAACACUUCACCCCUGAGAGCUUUGAACUGACUGGAUGCAGUGGGAUCAGAAGACUGAAAGAAGAUGCAUUUCCUACAGUAUUUGAUUACUCUUCAGCAACCAAAUGCAAAAGAUCAGGAACUCCUCAGAAACAAGAAGACAUUCCUGUCAGGAAGAAUCCACGCUCAGGUGACAAGAACACUCAGCAGCAGGAGGAGGGUCAAACUUCAGAAGAACCCACAGUUCAUAGUUCAGUGGCAGCAGCUGGUGAGACUAAUGAAAACAUACCUGCAUCUUCUCAAGAGACAGCAGAGGUGGAGCAGCUGUCACAGCAAGAACAUAGUUCUUCACCACCACUAGUGUCUCGUUCCAUCUCCCCAUCGCGUUACAUGAGGCGCCUACCACCUCCUCCAGGCUUCUAUCUGCCGAAAGAGCACAGCUAUGCUCAGCUUUGCCCCCUGCUGUGGAGGAGACGUUAUGACCAGGCUAUCGACUGCUUGGAGAAGGCCUUACGACAGCUCCAUGCAGCCAGGCGGAGGGAGAACCGCCUGCGGAGCACUAUGCUGAGGCUCCGUGAUAAACGGCUGAAGCACACCCUGCUCGUGUCACGAGAUGGGUCGAAAGACAAAGGGGGCUGGACAUCAGGGGAGGAGAACAGACGAGGCAAAGGCGGUUCUUACCAGGAUAGUGAGACUGAUGCUAAGUCUGAGGAUACAGGGUUAUUUGAGGACAGAUGUGGGGAUCAGAUGGAAUUGGUGGGUCGUUUUCUUCCAGACACCAACAGCUGGUCUGAAGAGGAGAAGGGUUACUGCUUCUACUGUGGAAGAGGGCAGGUGCAGGGUGGUGGUCAGCUAGCACGCAGUGUUUCAAAGACAGGGAAAGAUGUCCAGCCCACAGUGCAUAAGGACUCUCUGAUGAUUCAGAGAAGUGUGGAGACUGGUACCUGUGGCACAGCUGAAAAUGACCAAGAAAUACAGAUAGUCAGGCUGGAAAGAGCUUCUGGGAAAAUUGUAGAAACCAGUGACUCAAAUGUAACAAAUUCCCAAGUCCUGCUCCAAACUCAAGUUCUUCAGCAUGUGAUCCCUGCUGCAGUGUCUCUGUCUGAUACUUGUGAGCAGAGUGUGCAGUUUUUAGGCUCUCAGCAGGAGCUGCUGCUCUCUGACAUGUGUGAAAGGGAGUCUGAAGCCACGGGUCAACAGCAUCAUCUGGACCUGCAGCAACAGCUGUUUUGGAUACAGGACGAUGCUGAGGGACAGGUCAUCCUGGUUCCUGUCCCUGUUGAAGAUGGAUUGCAAAGCUUUCUGAAGAUGGAGGGAGUGGCUGACGAAGCACAAACCAUACUGGUGUCAGAACUGGAUCUUAAAGGAGACUUUGGACUCAUGACAGAGAACACUGGAGGUCUGUCCAGAGGUGAAACAGGGUGUGAUGAUGAACAUGGUGACCAGCAUUCUGUUAUCAACAGCACAUCGGUGGAAAUGAGAGAUGUAAGGGAGAAACUGAAAGAACACCUGGAGGGAUUUCACCUUCAGCUGAGCACUGAGUUUAUAAACUGACAGGAUGUUCUGAAUGAACACAACAGACAAUAUGUUCUUGUUCCAUUGACACUGAUCAUUUUAAGUCACUUUUCUAUUAUUAAACCUUUAUUUAACCAG
Molecule: messenger RNA, 2388 nt
Organism: Thunnus maccoyii (southern bluefin tuna)
Lineage: Eukaryota; Metazoa; Chordata; Actinopteri; Scombriformes; Scombridae
Gene: thap7
Product: THAP domain containing 7
Exons: 5
Coding region: 544-2289 (581 amino acids)
Biological process (GO): regulation of DNA-templated transcription
Cellular component (GO): nucleus
Source: RefSeq, a predicted model, not a curated record